Molecule: messenger RNA, 2295 nt
Organism: Pseudophryne corroboree (corroboree frog)
Lineage: Eukaryota; Metazoa; Chordata; Amphibia; Anura; Myobatrachidae
Gene: IPMK
Product: inositol polyphosphate multikinase
Exons: 6
Coding region: 318-1580 (420 amino acids)
Biological process (GO): inositol phosphate biosynthetic process
Cellular component (GO): cytoplasm; nucleus
Molecular function (GO): inositol-1,4,5-trisphosphate 3-kinase activity; inositol tetrakisphosphate kinase activity
Source: RefSeq, a predicted model, not a curated record
CAGCAGCCGCCAGCACCCUGACUGUACCAGAAGCUACGUGAGAGCUGCAGUGACGUCACGCAGUGGGCGGCGCCGCAGCUGGCAGAGAGAGGUAACGCGGUGACGCAGGAGCUAGAGAACCGUCCGUGUGUCCGCUGUCGCAGCUCUGUUGCAAUCUCAGCCGCUGCCGUUCGCCUGAGCUGGCGAUAGGCGCGGCGUGUCGCCAGUCGCGACAUGCUGGUUGCCGGAACGCCGGAGGGGAGGAAGGCGGAGAGCGCCCGGUGAGGGCAGAGACCCAUUCCCACCUCGUGCAGGGGCUCCCUCAUCUCUGCUGCAGGAUGGAGACCCAGCACCGCCACCACGGGGCCGCCGAGCCGCUUCCCCCGGGCAGCCAGGACCCUCACCGCCCCACCGGGGGGAGCGAUCCGGAGCUGCUGCGGAAAGACCCCGGCCACAACAAGUUACUGAACGGCUGCGUCCCGCUCUCGCAUCAGGUGGCCGGCCAUAUGUACGGCAAGGAUAAAGUUGGCAUACUGCAGCAUCCUGAUGGGACUGUCUUAAAACAAUUACAGCCUCCACCUCGUGGACCAAGAGAACUGGACUUCUAUAACAUGGUUUUCACAAGUGACUGCACUAAUCCUAAACUCUGUGACCUGCAGACUUUUUUACCAAAAUAUUUUGGCAUAUGGUCACCACCAGGAUCUACAAAUGAUCUGUAUUUAAAACUGGAAGAUGUAACUCGUAAAUUUAGCAAGCCAUGUAUUAUGGAUGUCAAAAUAGGCCAAAAGAGUUAUGAUCCGUUUGCAUCGGCUGAGAAGAUUCAACAGCAAGUCAGCAAGUACCCCCUGAUGGAAGAGAUUGGUUUCCUGGUAUUGGGCAUGAGGGUUUAUCAUAUUGAUUCUGAUGGAUACGAAACAGAAAACCAGCACUAUGGACGGAGCUUAACAAGAGAUACUGUAAAAGAUGGUAUGUCAAAAUUCUUCAAUAACGGUUAUCAUCUGAGAAGAGAUGCCGUCUCUGCCUGCCUCCAGAAAGUGCAGAGCAUUCUGCAGUGGUUUGAGAACCAGGACACCCUUAAUUUUUAUGCAAGCUCGCUACUCUUUGUUUAUGACGGUUCUUGCCCACAAAUAACAAGGAGAUCCAUUGAUGGAAACGUCUUUGAGAAGAGAGUUAUUCCUCAAGAGCUUUUUACAGAUGAGGAGGUACUGGAGUGUAAUAAUAACAUUAGUAUGUUGAGAUCUAUGGAGAAUGGGAGGAAUGAGGAAUCAGUGGAGAAAAAUCUGUCUAGAAUUUAUGCUGUGCACAAGAAGACGUGUCCCAAGAGACCACACAGCCAAGCAUUUAUGGAAGGAGAGAUUUUGGACCAAGACAAAGCCUGGAAGAGUCACAACCGUAUUCCACCAGAACAUCUCAAUGGAAAUCUUCUAUCUAAACUGGAAAAUGUACUUUGCCAUGUUUCAGCAGAGCUGAAGGAGAGCACGCAGGUCGAUGUGAGAAUGAUUGAUUUUGCCCAUGUGUUUCCAAGUAAUGAAAAAGACUUUGGCUAUAUUUAUGGAUUGAAGAACUUAAUUGAGGUCUUGCAGAGCAUUUUAAUUGAGUAACUUUUAAAUGUAAUUGUGAAUGGGAGCCAAUGACCAGAUAAUCAAGAAUAUUUGCACUCGUAAUUGUGGUAAUUUUUUUUAUCUCUUCUCCUUUCUAUUGUGGUGAAAUUGAUUUUCCUCUUUCUAAUAUUACUCAGGAAAUUUCAGGCGAUACAUAAGGCAUUAGGGAACAUGUCCAUUAGUUGAGGGUUAGCAAAUAGGAAUGCUGUUGCAUCAGUAGUAGAAUAGACCUGAAAACAUGGGAAUAUAAUGUUGCCUUUUUGACAUCCAUUAGAUCUGAAUUUGGGACCAUUCUUACAAGACACUAAUUUACCUAAAAUUGCCCAUUGCUAUUUUCCAUGAAGAUGAAACUGUGCCUUCUCACAAAAGUCACACUGUUCUCGUAGUCUCAGACCAAAAUUAAUUUUCUAACCCGAAAGUGGUACGGAGUGUAACAAGCUGAAAUGAACCUUUGCUGUUACAUAAUAAUGGAUCUCAACAUAGUUUAUAAGUAGACACUUGGGGCAAAUUAAGUGCGAGAUCUGGAAGGAGCCUCAUGUUAUGGUACUAAAGCAUUGCUUAUUUUGAGCUGUGAAGAGAAAUUAUGAAAUGUUUAAUAUCUGGAAAUGUGUGCAUCCUUGCAUUACACACUACUCCCAUGGGAUUUAGUGCUUGAUUUGAAUCUGCCUCAUUGUGUUCAUUAAACCUUCCAGGAAUAAAUAUGGAAAAGCUCUUA